This is a messenger RNA of Cercocebus atys (sooty mangabey), 3229 nucleotides long. It is a transcript of the gene NONO, whose product is annotated as non-POU domain containing, octamer-binding. Gene Ontology annotation, molecular function: RNA binding. The transcript has 12 exons. Bases 652 to 2145 code for a protein of 497 amino acids. The record is from RefSeq and is a predicted model, not a curated record. Gene Ontology annotation, biological process: regulation of DNA-templated transcription. Lineage: Eukaryota; Metazoa; Chordata; Mammalia; Primates; Cercopithecidae. Gene Ontology annotation, cellular component: nucleus.
GAAAAGGCCAAAUCUAUUACAUUGAAUACAAUGACAUUGUUACUCUUGCUUCUUGCACAGGCGCAGUGCAGGACUGCUCCGAGCACGCCUACGCGCGCAUUUUCUCCCCUUCCUCUCCCUCUUUCCACUUUCCUCUCCCAUUUUCUCCUCUCCUUUCCCCCUCCCACCACUUAGUCUUUGAGUCUUUCAGUUAGUUCGUUUAUGUCUCUCCUUCCGACCCCCAGCCCCAGCUCCUCUCCUUUUCCUUUUCCCCCUCCCCCUUUCCUUUUCCGUCUCACGCGCCAGGCCGCUUGCACAUGCGCAUUAGGUACAGAGCCUCGCUCUUUGUCCCCAUCUGUCGUUCACACGAACGCAAGCCUUUGGCAUUCGGCAGCCAAUAGAAUCUAAGAAAUGGCGGAAAAAUGAUUCCGCUCGGGAGAUAAACCUUGAUUAGCAGUUCAGCUAACCAAUCGAGAACGCCACUUUGUACCCCUGGGAGGCACCGAGCUCCGUCGUCUCGUUUCCGGCGGUCGCGCGCUCUUUUCUCGGGACGGGAGAGGCCGUGUAGCGUCGCCGUUACUCCGAGGAGAGACCAGUCGGUAGAGGAGAAGUCGAGGUUAGAGAGAACUGGGAGGCACUUUGCUGUCUUUAAUCGAAGUUGAGGGUGCAAAAAUGCAGAGUAAUAAAACUUUUAACUUGGAGAAGCAAAACCAUACUCCAAGAAAGCAUCAUCAACACCACCACCAGCAGCAGCACCACCAGCAGCAACAGCAGCAACCGCCACCACCACCAAUACCUGCAAAUGGGCAACAGGCCAGCAGCCAAAAUGAAGGCUUGACUAUUGACCUGAAGAAUUUUAGAAAACCAGGAGAGAAGACCUUCACCCAACGAAGCCGUCUUUUUGUGGGAAAUCUUCCUCCCGACAUCACCGAGGAAGAAAUGAGGAAACUAUUUGAGAAAUAUGGAAAGGCAGGCGAAGUCUUCAUUCAUAAGGAUAAAGGAUUUGGCUUUAUCCGCUUGGAAACACGAACCCUAGCGGAGAUUGCCAAAGUGGAGCUGGACAAUAUGCCACUCCGUGGAAAGCAGCUGCGUGUGCGCUUUGCCUGCCAUAGUGCAUCCCUUACAGUUCGAAACCCUUCCUCAGUAUGUGUCAAACGAACGCUGAACACCUCCUUCUGUGUUGGCGCCAGGAUAGAGGGCUGUAGUCAUUGUGGAUAUUCCGAGGAGCUCCCAGAAAAGGCCUUGUUGAGUUCUCAGGGAAGCAGCUGCUCGGAAACGCUUGGACAAUGCAUUAAGCUCCUUCCUCGUAACCACGUAAGAUUCAUUGUGCCAGUGAUAUGUGUAGAGAAGAAGCCUGGUGUGGGGUAUGAUUUAACACUGAACUUCGUUCUUUCUCUUAGAUUUCCUCGUCCUGUGACUGUGGAGCCCAUGGACCAGUUAGAUGAUGAAGAGGGACUUCCAGAGAAGCUGGUUAUAAAAAACCAGCAGUUUCACAAGGAACGAGAGCAGCCACCCAGAUUUGCACAGCCUGGCUCCUUUGAGUAUGAGUAUGCCAUGCGCUGGAAGGCACUCAUUGAGAUGGAGAAGCAGCAGCAGGACCAAGUGGACCGCAACAUCAAGGAGGCUCGUGAGAAGCUGGAGAUGGAGAUGGAGGCUGCACGCCAUGAGCACCAGGUCAUGCUAAUGAGACAGGAUUUGAUGAGGCGCCAAGAAGAACUUCGGAGGAUGGAAGAGCUGCACAACCAAGAGGUGCAAAAACGAAAGCAACUGGAGCUCAGGCAGGAGGAAGAGCGCAGGCGCCGUGAAGAAGAGAUGCGGCGGCAGCAAGAAGAAAUGAUGCGGCGACAGCAGGAAGGAUUCAAGGGAACCUUCCCUGAUGCGAGAGAGCAGGAGAUUCGGAUGGGUCAGAUGGCUAUGGGAGGUGCUAUGGGCAUAAACAACAGAGGUGCCAUGCCCCCUGCUCCUGUGCCAGCUGGUACCCCAGCUCCUCCAGGACCUGCCACUAUGAUGCCGGAUGGAACUUUGGGAUUGACCCCACCAACAACUGAACGCUUUGGUCAGGCUGCUACAAUGGAAGGAAUUGGGGCAAUUGGUGGAACUCCUCCUGCAUUCAACCGUGCAGCUCCUGGAGCUGAAUUUGCUCCAAACAAACGUCGCCGAUACUAAUAAGUUGCAGUGUCUUGUUUCUCAAAACCCUUAAAAGAAGGACCCUUUUUGGACUAGCCAGAAUUCUACCCUGGAAAAGUAUUAGGGAUUCCUUCCAAUAGUUAGAUCUGCCCUGCCUGUACUACUCUAGGGAGUAUGCUGGAGGCAGAGGGCAAGGGAGGGGUGGUAUUAAACAAGUCAAUUCUGUGUGAUAUAUUGUUUAAUCAAUUCUGUGUGGUGCAUUCCUGAAGUCUCAAAUGUGAUUGUUGAGGGCCUGGGGAAACCAUGGCAAAGUGGAUCCAGUUAGAGCCCAUUAAUCUUCAUCAUUCCGUUUUUUUUGUCCAUCUUGUUUCAUUUCCUUGCCCCGCCCCCAAGACGGAGUCUCACUCUGUCACCCAGGCUGGACUGUACUGGCACGAUCUCGGCUCACUGCAGCCUGCCUCCCGGGUUCAAGCUUGUCCAGGCUGAUCUUGAACUCCUGACCUCAUGAUCCAUCCACCUUGGCCUCCCAAAAUGCUGGGAUUACGGGGUGAGCCACAGUGCCCAUCCUCACUUGCUUUCUUAUCCUUACACUCCCCCAGUCCCAGAGUAACUGCCACAUACACCACAAAAACCAAAUACCCCCAAUGAUCUUAGCCCCAUUGCUCCAUUCACUCCCAGGUGAGAAUUCAGGCAAACGUCCACAAAGGUCACAGGCAACGUGCGUACAGUUCUGUUAUAUCCCAUAUAUUACCCCUUCAUGUCCUAAAGAAGACAUUUUCUCUUAGAGAUUUUCAUUUUAGUAUAUCUUUAAAAAGAAAAAUCUUGUGUUAACUUGCCUCCAUCCUUUUCUUGGGUGAGGACACCCAGGAAUGACCCUUUUGUGUCUAUGAUGUUGCUGUUCACAGCUUUUCUUGAUAGGCCUAGUACAAUCUUGGGAACAGGGUUGCUGUAUACUGAAGGUCUGACAGUAGCUCUUAGACUCGCCUAUCUUAGGUAGUCACGCUGUGCAUUUUUUUUCAUUGGUGUACUGUGUUUGAUUUGUCUCUGAUAUAUUUGGAGUUUUUCUGAGAAAUGGAGCAGUAAUGCAGCAUCAACCUAUUAAAAUACAUUUUAAGCCUUUUAA